GAACACAUCGAUCUGUGCUGCUCCGCCCAGCCCCGAAGAACCAAUCACGCUGGUCGAACUCACCAGCGUCCCGGGCGGCCAGAAUGCGAUGGCCCACCUCAAAAAGCGCAAGCUCGAAGCGGAAUCGGCAGCCACGAAGUCGAAGCAGCAACAGCUACCCCAACCGCAACAGCUCGGCAACUCGCUGGGCAUGAUGAAAAAGGGACCGGCCAACGACAUGGAGAACGACCCGGUGAUUCGACGCCGUAGGAAAAGCGUGCGCGACGACCAGAAAUCAUCCAUGACGACGGCCAUCGAGUCCGAGCUUGGCAACAACAACAAGACCAACCUCAGUCUGCCCCAAAAGAAGAGAGUCUUCUCGUCGGCCAACAACAACAAUAACAACAACAACAAUAACAACAACAACAACAACAACAACAAUAACAAUAACAACAGCAAUAACAACAACAACAACAACAACAACUCGGGCAGCCCGGCGAGGAAGACGAACAAGAAUAAUUGCGAGGAGCCAGAGGCAGACGAGAACCUCAUCCGAGAGACCGAGGCAGCGCUAAAGAGUCUCUCGGGUAGCUGGGCCCCGAUACCGCGGGGCUCCUUCUACCAGCGCAACAACUCGGACGAGGACUGCAGGUACGAGUCGAACUUUGAGAACCUCUUCGAGGAGAAAAAGGACGGUGCGAACAAGAUGUCGCCCUCGUCGUCGAUGUCGCAGUCAUCGAUCGCGAGCAACGAGACCGGCUGCUCGCUCAAGGACGUGAUAACCCUACGGGGCCAUCAGGACCCCAAGGGGCGAUUUCAACACCAGUUGCAGAGCAAAAUGACGGACUAUAGGCUGCUCAAUGGGAACGCCAAGGUGAAGAAGGAGGAGCCCGACUGCAACGGCCGGUCGCUCGCCUACUCCAAGGAUCGGCUGAUGCACCUUACCGAUCACCACCAGAGCAAGUACUUGGCCUCGCGGUACGAGCCACCGGACUUUAACGAGCUCGUCGACGAGUCCUCGAACGAGUUAGAGAUCGACAUGUCCGAUCCGGCUGCCGAGCGCAACGAGAACGACCACUCCGAGAAGGACCGGAUGCCCUACGACGGGCUCAAGGUCAACUCGUCGUCCCCCUCACCGGUCGGCUCCUCCUCCUCCUUCUCCGUGACCUCGGCCUUCAGGCCCCCAAACACCGACCACACCAAGAGCAACAGCACCACCAGCUUGCGCGGCGGAAUCGUCGGUUCCCCGGCGUCCACGAUCCCACCGUUGGGCCCGUAUCCCGCGGCGGCGACGUUCGUCGGGUACCCGACACCCGGGCCCACGAUGCCUGUGCCGCAACCGGUGCCGGUCAUGUCGCCGCCGAUCGACGACAAGCACGGCUCAACCGUCUCCCUUCUGCAGUUGAAGUCUCCCAAAGAGGAGGCGAUGCCGGCUGUGGUGCAACGCACCGACGCGAUUCCCACGGCUGCCAGCGCCAAGGGCUCGAUCGGUAGUCCCGACGUCAACUCCAAGCAGUACACGAUACUUCAGCCGGCGGGGGUUGGCUCGCGCGCGGCUACUGCCAUCCAGGAUAUAGCCAGGGAGGGCGUCGUCAGCGUGACCGCGGUCAGCAGCUCGAACGGUGGGUCGAGUGGAAAGCCGAGCAACGGAGCGGGUAGUGCGAGUGGAGCAGCGAGCAACGACAGCAACAACAGUGGCAGCAGUGGCGCGGUGGGUGCGGGUUCGCUGUCGACGACGGCGAGCCCCUCGGCAAUCGGGGACGCGGGGGCGAGCGCGAUAACGAGCCAGCAGCAAGAUAAUGGCAUUAAACUGGCCGAUCGGGCUGGUCCCUUCGACGGCAGGCCCGCCAUGUCGAUGUCGCCCUUGAGUCUCAGCAGGGAGGGCAACAAGUGCCCGACUCCCGGCUGCACGGGCAUUGGUCACGUGACCGGACUCUACUCGCACCAUCGUAGCUUAUCCGGAUGUCCGAACAAAGAUAAAUUAACACCAGAAAUGUCAGGCAUCCCCCCGGAGUACAUAAGCACGACCCUCCUGCCGCCGUCGCUGGACAGCAAGCUGUACCCCCAGUACGGCACGGCCCCGCAGCAGGACACGAAGCCCGUGGUGCCGUCGCCCACGUACGACUACUACGCGGCGACCAAGGCAGCAGGUAUAAACAUCAAGCCCCCAAAGACCCCCGAGGACAGCAGCCAGAGCCGCAACGCCAACAACAAAGUAGUCGCCGUCGUUCCCAAGACCGAGAACGUCCCUGCGAACAGCUGCUGCAGCUUACCCAAGGAUCUCCUGGUCCCCAAGACCGAGGACUCGCCCUCUUGUCGCGUUGGCCAAAACUCCCCGGCCCCACCACCACCGCCACCCAGCGUCCGCCAAGCUUACGACUCGUACCUCAACCAGGACUCAAACUCGUCCUCCAUGUCCUCGAUGGAGGCGAUGGCCGGUCCCCGCACCAUACACCACCCCAGCCAACAACAACAACAACAGCAGCCCCAACCCCAACAGCACCACGUCCUCUCGAUGCAGUCGGCGGUCGCGUACCCCAUGCCAGCCAUGGUCGAGGACACGCGCAUGAGCCACCAAAUGGCCCAGCGCACGGCGUACGAGUCCUCGAUGAUGGCGGCCGCGGCGGGCGAGGACCUCUACUCGCACCAGAGAUCGGCGGUCGAGCACGCCCGGGCCACGUACAUGCAGCAACACUCGGGUGCCACGAACAUAGCCCGGCCGGUGGUCACCUACUCGAACGAGAUGACGGCCCGGGGCUACGUCGAGAACUCGGUCCCCGGAGGCGCUGCCAACCACCGGCCGUACGACCCGGGCACCGCCUCGGCCUACGACCGCUACGACGCGUGCACGCCCCUCCAACCCCAACAACAGCAACAGCAGCAACUCCACUCGAGGGCCGCGUCGAACAUGUACUACCUCGGGGGACACCAGGUGGGGAUGACGCCAGAGGAACAAGAGAGGGCGUACCAUCAGGAGGCGGCCGCCGUGGCGGCGCAGCAGCAACACCAGAUGGCCAUGGCCGCUGCCACCGUCGCCGGCAUGAUGAAGACGGAGGACGUCAAGUGCGUGACGGUGGCGCAGGUGCAACAGCUGCAACAGAAGCCGAACGGCCCGCCGACGUCGCCCGGGGGAUCGGUCAUGGAUCUGUCGACGUCGAGCAUCACUUCGACGAGUCCGCAGGCACCACCUUAUGGAUCUAACGGCCUGAGUCCGCAGUACGGAGGUGGGCAAACCGUCGGUGGUAGCCCUCAGGCAGCAGCGAGCCCGCAUCUGACGGCGAGCCCCCAAGUGCCGAGUCCCCAAGGCCAGACCCUCGACCUCAGCGUGAACAGAUUGCACAGUGGAGCACCGAGCCCGCAGUACUCGACGGCGCACAGUGAAGGGGUGCCAGUGCCGGUGGGUCCGGGUUUCACGGCACCCCGGCCUAUCGAGGAGCAAACCGAGCCAGUCGACUUUUCCACGGCCAACGAGCCGGUUAACUUCAGUGGUGGCAUCAGGCCCGUGCCGGGCUUCCCUCCGGGUGUCCACGCGGCGGCCUACAGUCGCGAGAGCACGCCUGACAGCGGCUCGCACUACAUGGACGCGUACAGGGAUCCCACUGGUUACGGCCCCAUGAGCCCCCACCCGGGCUACGGGAUGACAGGAGUCCAGCCAGAGUACCCCGGCAACACGUACACGCCGUAUCCAACUGCGGGAUACCAGUGCGCGAGCGGCUAUCCCGGCGGGCCGGUGACCUCGAGCUACCAGAUACCAGCCGGCUACUCGCCGGCGCCCUGCUACAGUAUGCCACCGCCCCAACACACGAUCGGCGGACCCCUCGACAAGCCCAACUGCAAGGACGACAGCCUCUCCGGAUGCCCGCGAGCCGAUCGCUCGCAGAUCCAGGCGCACUCGCAGGAGCUCAAGUGCCCGACCCCCGGCUGCGAUGGCUCGGGCCACGUCACGGGAAAUUACUCUUCCCACCGAAGCUUGUCCGGAUGCCCGCGGGCCAACAAGCCGAAGAGCAAGCCCCGUGAUGGCCAGGACUCCGAGCCCCUCAGAUGUCCUAUCCCGGGCUGCGACGGAUCUGGUCAUGCCACCGGCAAGUUCCUGUCGCAUCGCAGCGCGUCGGGCUGCCCCAUCGCUAAUCGCAACAAGAUGAGGGUCCUCGAGUCGGGUGGUACGGUUGAGCAGCACAAGGCCGUCGUAGCAGCGGCCACGGCCAUGAAGUUCGAGGGUGUGAACUGCCCGACGCCGGGCUGCGAUGGCAUAGGACAUAUCAAUGGCUCCUUCUCCACCCACCGAUCGCUAUCGGGUUGUCCGAUUGCUGGACACACGAUCAAGAAGCCCAAGUUCGAGGACAUGUCGGCCAUGUAUGGCAAGAGCCUCACAGGUGACGUGCCCAUGGGUGGUCCACCUCUGGGGAGCAGCGGGGUCGGAACCAACAGUGCCGGUGGUGGUCCAACCGGUGGUGCCAAUCAACCCGAGGACCUGUACACACUGGAGGCCGAGAUAACCGAGCUGCAGCGCGAGAACGCCCGGGUCGAGUCCCAGGUACUGCGUCUGCGCUCCGACAUCAGCGCCAUGGAGAAUCAGCUCAAGCACGGGGAUAAGGACAACGCAGUACUGUCCCAGCGCAACAGCAACGUGAACGAGUACUACCAGUCGCUGCGCGACAACAUGAUGAGUCUGCUCGAGCACGUGCGGAUACCGAGCGCAGGAACGGGUGGCCCCGUGGCCGUGGACAACAACAAACCAGGCCACCACCAUCACCACGAGAACAACUUUGACAGCUACCUGACCAAGCUCCAGACCCUCUGCACGUCCGACGGCUAUUGCGCCGACGAAGGCCAACGCCCCAUCUACGAGACCGUCAAGACCGCGCUCCAGGACUUCACCGUACUCCCGACGCCCAUCUGAGACCACCACCAGGGCCUCUAUCGAAGGAACGACUACGCCUAGCUCGACUAGCCGAUUCUUCUUGACGAUCGCUGCAGGCCUCUUUUUUACAAACGACCACCUUUGUAGCCGAGACUUUUGUUUAUCGAUCGCCGUCACCAUUCGCCGAGCGAUGGUCCACUGUUGCGGGGUAUCCGGAAUCGGGAUGGAAAAGGACGAUGAACUCAUCCUCGCGAUGUCUCCGAUCAUACGAGCUCGUGUAGAUUCUUAUGGUUCUCGUGUCACGGUAUUUCAAGUGUUCAGCUCACCCACACGGAUUCGCGCGGACAGCGGAGAUGACACAAGGGAACUCUCCGAUGUUCGUGAAAAAUCGCGUAUCGACAAGAUGGCACGUUCCAUCGUACGAUCAACUCAAACACGUAUAAAUGUAUACCAUAAUGUUGUAAGUGUAUAAUAAACGAGCGCGUUGCGGUGAGCAUCGAUGUGUUAGUGUAAAUGGUGUGUGGGUGUAAGCUGCGUUUUUGAUUCAGUGGAGGAAGGUCCACGCGUCGACGCGUCUUUUUGUACAUAUGAUGAAAUGUCGAUAAGAAAAGAGCUCGGGGCGCGCGACAAUCGUCGCCCACGCGGCUCCACGAAGUAUACUUGUACAUACCGACAUAAUCGUAAGCAAGCUAAUCCUAAGUCGUUUAUAAAUAUAUACAUAUAAUAUACUGUGCAGGGUGACGGAGAGACAGUAAACUGGUAUGGGAGGAAAAAAAUGUUGUACGGUUACCUAAAUAUAAGUCGUGUAAAGGAAAAAAAAGAAAAAAACAAAAAAAAAAAGGGGGAUGCACAAUCUUUAGCUUACCGUAGUUGUUAUAACGACGUGAGCUCUUACUGGCGCUUACAAUCUAAAUAAUCGCGUAAAACUCAAUACCGAUGACCUAUUAUCGUUGACACCUUCCCUUAUCCACUCACGCAUACUCG
Messenger RNA from Copidosoma floridanum, 5824 nucleotides. RefSeq lists its product as uncharacterized. Gene Ontology annotation, molecular function: zinc ion binding; RNA polymerase II cis-regulatory region sequence-specific DNA binding; DNA-binding transcription factor activity, RNA polymerase II-specific. NCBI's taxonomy places the organism in Eukaryota, Metazoa, Arthropoda, Insecta, Hymenoptera, Encyrtidae. Gene Ontology annotation, biological process: regulation of transcription by RNA polymerase II. Gene Ontology annotation, cellular component: nucleus. The record is from RefSeq and is a predicted model, not a curated record.